Messenger RNA from Lytechinus pictus (painted urchin), 2502 nucleotides. RefSeq names its product UDP-glucuronosyltransferase 1-2-like. The coding region runs from base 287 to 1867 and encodes 526 amino acids. The transcript has 6 exons. The record is from RefSeq and is a predicted model, not a curated record. Gene Ontology annotation, molecular function: UDP-glycosyltransferase activity. NCBI's taxonomy places the organism in Eukaryota, Metazoa, Echinodermata, Echinoidea, Temnopleuroida, Toxopneustidae.
AUACAUGAAUGUAAAAAGCAUAUCAUUGGCAUUCGGUGUUACUCAGUGGGUCAACAGUUCAUUGUGUGCUCACGUACAACAUGUACAAGCUACAAUCAAUUUCUAAGUGGCUAUAUAUGCACGUAUAGCAUCCAUGAACUCAAUUCUUUAGCUUCAACUUUCAGCUAAUUAUGACUUGGAUCUCCAUGUAGAUCAGCAAUUUCAGAAUUGAAGGAGAGGAAUCAGAAGAUAAAAGAUAGAUAUAACCCCAAAAUAUCGAACCUGAAGAAACUGAUGCCAUUACACAAUGAAGUUAACCCUGGUAUCACUUCUACUCGUCAUCAUCAGUACCACUCCUUUGAUUAUGGGUGCCAAGAUAAUCAUAACUGUUACCAUGCCGAUGGCCAGCAGUCAUGCCCUGGGUUUGGCCGCCAUUGGGAGACACCUUCAACAGCGCGGCCAUGAGAUCACCAUUUUAACCAGCUCUUACGCCGGAACUAAAGGAUUCAAGGAUGAUGACUUCAGCACCUCCGUCCAAUAUCACUUCGAGUUACCACCUGACUUACCACCAAGCGAACAACUUGAAAAGGAUUUCAACAACCUAGCGUUCGAGCCAGAUUUUCGGGAAGCCUUCAAAGCCUUCGGAAUUGUUUUCUACUUGAUGCGAUCCGGUUGUCAGAGUCUCUUCGAGGACUCUGCGGCACUUGCAAAGCUCAAGGAGGCUAAAUUUGAUAUCCUCAUCGGUGACGCCUUUGAUGGGUGUGAAGCCAUGCUCAGUAGUUACCUAGGGAUUCCCCACAUCGCGGUAACAACCGGGACAAGAUAUCCCCUGUUUAAUGAGCAUACCCUGGGCAUCCCCAGCCCAUCAUCCUACGUCCCCUUCAACCUUGUCUUUCCAUUUACUGACAAGAUGUCCUUUCUAGAGCGUGUUGCAAAUUUUUUCGAGCACAAUCUAGUCAGGCACAUAUUUGAAUGGCCACACUUUCGCGCUUUGAACGAGGUUAAAGAAAAACAUGGGAUUGCACCGGGGAAAAGCAUCCAAGAGCUACAGGCAACGGCAGAACUGUGGUUCGGCAUGUCGAGCUACGCCCUUGAUUUUCCCCGACCAACUGUACCAAGCUUCGUUGGACUAGGAGGUCUAAUAGACGUACCUCUAAAACCCCUACCAAAGCAAUAUGCAGACUUUGUAGAAGGGUCGGGGGAGCAUGGCUUCAUCCUCUUCUCAUUGGGUACGCAUUUCAGUGAGUUCCCGAGACAAGAAACGGCGGAAGUUUUUGCAAGAGUUUUCAGUGAGCUUCCACAGAGAGUCAUCUGGCGUUAUACCGGACCACGCCCGCGUAACCUUGGUAACAACACCAUGAUUGUGACAUGGAUGCCACAGAACGACCUACUGGGUCACCCAAAAGUUCGGCUGCUGAUGUACCAUGGCGGUCUAGCGGGUAUUUAUGAAGCCAUUCGUCACAAAGUGCCCAUGAUCGUUAUGCCAAUCUUCGCCGAACAACCCGCAAACGCCGCCAGAGUCACUGCUAAAGGAAUGGGGAGACUGCUAAGAAAGGAUUCCAUAUCGUACGUGACUGUCAAAGAAGCGAUAGUCGAAGUUCUCGAAAACCCAAGCUACAUGAAGAAUAUACGACGGUAUUCGGAUAUCUACAAAGAUAGGCAAAAUCCGCCAGGAGAGACUGUGAUCUUCUGGGUGGAACACAUCCUGAAAUUUGGAGGGUCACACCUGAGAACCAGAGCCUUGGAGCUAAACUUCAUUCAGCUUCAUUCCAUCGACGUCCUCGCUUUUAUCGUCGGGAUCGCACUCGUUAUCGUCUUCCUUCUCAUUUUAGGUUGUAAACGAUGUAUCAGUUGUUGUGUGAAAAGCAAGAAGACUAAAUUAGAAUAGAUCGUUAAUAUGCUUAAAAUGUUCCCAAGACCUCUGAAUACCAUAUAAACUCUAGAUAUUCGCUAAUUAUGAUGUAGACUCAUGCAUGCAUCAGUGUCAUGGCAAUUCAUUGUGCCUUUUGUUUCCAUAAGGACGUCUUUACAUUUCCUGUUUGAAGAUGGCAUUGACUGAUAUCCAUAGUUGGGGUUGAUUAGAUCAAUCACAACUCUUUGCAAGACGGGGCGGUGGUAUUUUAAAAGAUGACGGGAAUUAUCUGAAAUAGUCACAAGAAUACAGAAUUGAUAAUGAUAUAUGAAUAAUGCAUUGUAUUUUAGAUUGUUUGAAUGAUGAUAGUGACAUAUCUUAUUUACUUUGAGGCUAACCUCGAUUACCAUUUUGAUAAAGCUCCAAUUACCAUGUGUUCUGUAUAUAUGAUUGUGAAUGAAAUGUGUACUUGAUGACAGUUUGGUCACAAAUUAUAUUAAAUUAAAUCAAAUUGUUUUUUCACAAGAAUACUUUCUGUGAAGGUUUUGUGAAGACUGAUAUACAUGGUGCAUCACCUGUUGAUCGGCGCUAAGACUGACCAAAACCAGUUUUAUACCUUCCUAGAUCACUCUAAAUCGGUUUAAACCGACAAAAACCGUCCAGAAACAGUU